AUGGCCAACUCUACGGUAGAGAUCGACUUCUUUCGGAUUGAGAAGCAGGGAGCCCCCGGUCCAAUGUCUCCCUCCGCAGAGCUCGGUAGCUCGCCGUUCUCAGGUCUGUAUGCCUCUCUGUCUCUCUCUCUAGAAAUCCCGUGGACUGGAUCUCUCUAAUAUCCGGUUUUACCUCGAGAUUUGCAGGGAUCCAGAGAGUCGUCUCCCGGAUAAGCCCCGAGCUUCUGAGGACAGUCAUGGCCUCUGGCGUCGGGUGCUCCGGAGGUCCCGAGUUUUGGCGGAGAGAGAGCGGGAAGCCAUUCCUGUCCCUGAACACGUCGUCUUCUUCUCCGGCGAAGUCCCCGCCGAUCCCCGUCCUCGGCCCCUUCUCCAGGUGCUGCUCCAUCGACUCUCCUCCUCCCCACCGUCAUCCUCAGACGCCUGGAUCUCUCCCCCCGCACUGAUCUUCUCUCUCCAUCUGAUUAUCCAGAUCUUCUUCCCACAGCCCUCCCGAUACUGCUCCGCUGACGAUCUUCUACAAUGGAACAGUCGCCGAGUUCCACGUGCCCCGAGAUAAGGUCCGCUUCUCCUCUGCAACUCCCUCGUCCUCCUCCCUCCUGCGCUGUCCCUCUGCUCAGAUCCUCGUCCUCCAUGGAACCCCAGGCGGAGGCCAUCCUCAGGAUGGCGGAGUCCGGCGUCAUCGGGAAUCAGGAGCUACUGUGGCCGGAGGACUCCUACCUCGACGGAGGCGAGCACCAGAUCCCGAAUCCAUCGCCGCUACCGAGAUCUCGCCUCCUGAUCGAUCUUCUUCUCCCUCCCGCAGAUCUGCCGAUCGCGAGGAAGAAGUCGCUGCAGAGGUUCCUGGAGAAGAGGAAGGAGCGUUGCAGAGCACCACCACCCGAUGCCGGCUCUUCUCUCUCCCUCUCCUCGCCGCCGGACUGCUGCCGGAGCAGCGGCCCUUCUUACUAG
This is a messenger RNA of Spirodela intermedia, 948 nucleotides long. Lineage: Eukaryota; Viridiplantae; Streptophyta; Magnoliopsida; Alismatales; Araceae. The record is from the annotation of a GenBank genome assembly.